AAAAAAAAAAAAAAAAAAACUAUUAAAGCGCGUCAACUCUUGUUUAUUAAGUUUUGGUGUUUAACUGAAAGUUAUAUUAUAAUUUUGUGAUUUUGUUUUACGUUUCAAAACGGUGAGAGUAGUGGAAGAACGUCAAAUGGCAGCUAUAGAUAUUAUUGCAUCACAUUUAAACGAUAUUCGUGUGCCAAACAGCAAUGCGAGAGUUUACAAGGAUGAGUGUGUACUUUCAUUCGAUACGCCUGAAACGGAAGGUGGACUUUAUGUGAGUUUGAAAACUUUUCUUGGCUUUGGGCGUGACUACGUUGAGUUGUACCAUCAACAGACUGGAAAUUCCGUCUUUCUGCACAUUGUCCGCACAAAACGAAAGAUACUGCCCGACCCGAAAGGCGAUGGUCCGGAGAAGAAGAUAACCAGGCUCGCGAUUGGCGUGGAAGGUGGUUUCGACCCAGACUUUGGAAAGAAGAAGUUUGAGUACGAGGAAUCAUACUCGCUUGUGGUGAUGCCGGGUUUCGUCAGCGUUCCGUGGCCGAAUGACAGUCUCCCAGACAUCGUCAGGAGCAGCGUGGUGGCGGUACUGGAGGCGAGGUCAGCGGCCAAGCUGGCGGAGAUGGAGGCCCUGGCCGGGACGUGGGACGGCGAAGCGCGCACGGUCACCAAGCACGCCAACAGUCUCCCGCAGCUGGACAACGGCAGGAGGAUCCCGCCGAGCGGGUGGAAGUGCGAGCGCUGCGACAUGGCCCAGAACCUGUGGUUGAACCUCACGGACGGCUCGAUCCUGUGCGGCCGCAAGUUCUACGACGGCAGCGGCGGGAACGACCACGCGGUGCACCACUACAAGAACACAGGAUUUCCCCUUGCGGUGAAGCUGGGCACGAUCACCAAGGACGGCAAGGCGGACGUGUACAGCUACGACGAAGAUGACAUGGUGGAAGACCCGAAUUUGAUCCAGCAUCUGGCACAUUUUGGGAUCAACAUCGCGAACAUGGAGAAGACGGAGAAGUCCAUGGUGGAGCUGGAGCUGGACCUGAACCAGAAGUACGGGGAGUGGGCCCUCAUGCAGGAGGACGGCAGCAAGCUGAGGCCCCUGUACGGCCCCGGCUAUACGGGGCUCGCCAACCUCGGCAACUCCUGCUACCUGAACAGCGUCAUGCAGGUGGUGUUCACCGUGCCGGACUUCCAGACCAGGUUCGUGGAGAAGGCGCCGGAGAUAUUCUCCGCCUUGCCGGCCGACCCGCCUUCGGACUUCAACGUGCAGAUGGCCAAGCUGGGGGUGGGACUGCUGUCGGGGCGCUACUCGCGGCCCCCGCCGGAGGGCGAGGAGGCGGACGACGACCGGAACGGCAUCUCCCCGCGCAUGUUCAAGGCCCUGAUUGGCCGCGGCCACCCGGACUUCUCCACCAAGAGCCAGCAGGACGCCCAGGAGUUCUUCCUGCACCUCGUCAACGUGCUCGAGCGAAACAGCCGUCACCAGUCGAAUCCGUCGGAGUGCUUCAAGUUCCGCGUGGAGGACCGCUUCCAGUGCGGGGAGUCGAAGAAGGUGAAGUACACGUACCGCACGGAGUACAGCCUGCCCCUGCCGAUACCCCUGGAGGCGGCCGUCAACAAGGACGAGGUCGCCGCGUACGAGAAGAGCGCGGAGAAGGACAGAGAGCGGGUCGUCAGGCCCCGGGUGACGCUUGCGUCGUGUCUGGAGGUGUUCUCUCGGGCGGACGUUGUCGAGCAGUUCUACAGCACCGCCAUUAACGGCAAGACCACGGCAAGGAAGACGACGCGGCUGGCCACGUUCCCCGAGUACCUGCUCAUCCACCUGAAGAAGUUCACGCUGCGGGAGGACUGGACGCCCGCGAAGCUGGACGUGGCGGUGGAGAUGCCCGACACGCUGGACCUGGGGGCCCUGCGGGGCCCGGGGCCGCAGCCCGGGGAGGAGCCCCUGCCCGAGCAGGCGGCGGGGGGACCCCCGCCCUCCCUCCCCGCGCUCGACCCCGCCCUGCUGCGGGAGUUGGCCGGCAUGGGCUUCCCGCCCGAGUCCUGCAAGAAGGCCGCCUACUUCGCGGGCGACCGGGGCGUGGAUGCGGCCACGGCGUGGCUCAUGGAGCACGUCGCCGACUCGGACUUCGCCGACCCCUUCGUCCCGCCCGGCGUGGACCUGAAGAAGCCCGGCUUCGUGCCGGACGAGGAGGCCCUGGCAGCCAUCGUGUCCAUGGGCUUCACGCGGCCCCAGGCCACCAAGGCGCUCAAGGCCACGGGCAACAACGUGGAGCGCGCGGCCGACUGGAUCUUCAGCCACCAGGCGGAGCUGGACGCGGAGGAGGAGGAGGCCCCGAGGGAGCCCGAGUUCCGGGACGGCAGCAGCGUGUACCAGCUGGUGGCGUUCAUCUCGCACAUGGGCACGUCGACCAGCGUGGGCCACUACGUCUGCCACAUCCUCCGCGACGGCCGCUGGGUCAUCUACAACGACGAGAAGGUCGCCCUGUCCGAGAACCCCCCGAAGGAGCUCGCCUACCUGUACCUCUACAAGAGGUUAUAGACGCUUCGCCCGCGCGGCCCCGCAUUUCCCAUCGAGCGCGUUCGCCGAUUACCAGCAGCUUCGCUUUGGUCGGCCAGCUGAUGCUGAAUAAUUCAUGGACUAUCAGCGUGUGCAACAUAUUAACAAUUUUUUUUUUAGAUAUCAGCGUGAUUAUUUUAACUGUAAAUUAAAUUUAUCUUUUGUGUGUGCUUGUGUUUUAGAUGGUUAUUUUUUGCUUAAAGGUAUAUGUUGGCAGUUCGUUCAUGUACCACAUAAUGUUUUUUCAUGUGAUCGUAAUCAUACUUAUCAUUACUACUAUGUAAAAUUCUAGAAUACGCAUGUUUUGAAAAUUGUUUUUGAAUUGGCCGUAAUGUAUAAACGUCUUGCAUACUUGCAGAAUGUUUUCCUUGUUUUCAUUUGCAAUGAUUUUUGUUUAGAAAGAUUGCAGUACUAA
Messenger RNA from Bacillus rossius redtenbacheri, 2960 nucleotides. It is a transcript of the gene Usp5, whose product is annotated as ubiquitin carboxyl-terminal hydrolase 5. The record is from RefSeq and is a predicted model, not a curated record. NCBI's taxonomy places the organism in Eukaryota, Metazoa, Arthropoda, Insecta, Phasmatodea, Bacillidae. Gene Ontology annotation, biological process: protein deubiquitination. The coding region runs from base 137 to 2527 and encodes 796 amino acids. Gene Ontology annotation, molecular function: cysteine-type deubiquitinase activity; zinc ion binding; protein binding. The transcript has 14 exons.